GGAAACAAUAGGAGGAGAACACAAGGGAAAUAGUACAUUUAAAGGUGAGAGAAGAGAAGUCUGACCAGCGAUUUGCAGCAAUGGUGAACAAUAAGACAUUGAUGAUGGUCGUCCUCCUAAGCAUCUUUGUGGCAGGAAGUCAAACAAAAGGAGAUCAAGCCACUGCAUCUCAUCAGAAUAAAGAUUCUGCGAUUAAACAACUGACAGAUUUCAAAGAGCAGACAUUUAUUCCAGGCAGUGAUGUGAUUUUACAGUGUGGCAAUGCCACUGAUAUCAACUGGAAUGAAUUAAUUUAUAUCGUCUGGAACAUCAGCCUGCAAGACAGAAAAUGUUGGCUUGGUUUGUCUCCCAAGCUGGACGACAAAUGUAAAGAUGGAAAGAGGCUGUACAACACCUCAGAUGGAGUUUACUUAGUCAUUCCUAAGAUUUCAAUAGAAGAUGAAGGAUUUUAUUCUUGUGAUGUAUCGUAUAAAGCAGGAAGCUAUUUGGCAAACGUGUCUGUAAGCGUUACCCAAUUUUCCACCCAGCUGUACAGUGAAAACAAUCAAAGGAUUGCUGUCUGUCAUGCCACAUUUAAAAAGACAGCACCCACUCUUCAUUGGGAACCUGCCUUGAACUUUUCCACCAGUAUCAGUUCUGUCAAGAAUCUUGGCAGGUUUUUUAUGAUGGAGAAUCGAGUAUAUCUGCCGGACAAUGUCAACAUCAGUGAGCUCACCUGUGUGGCCACAUACACCUCCGAGUCCGGCUCUGUUCAGCACAAGAGCACACUUCAUCUUACAGGAACAACAUUUUAUCUCAGAAUGAAGGAAGAAACACCCACAAAGAGGUGAAGAAAUACGGAAGAUAAGCAGGAUGUGGACAGCAAAAACGGGCAUGACAAGAA
Messenger RNA from Sinocyclocheilus rhinocerous, 883 nucleotides. RefSeq lists its product as uncharacterized. Gene Ontology annotation, molecular function: signaling receptor activity. The transcript is spliced from 5 exons. The record is from RefSeq and is a predicted model, not a curated record. Gene Ontology annotation, biological process: regulation of neuroinflammatory response. The coding region runs from base 81 to 830 and encodes 249 amino acids. NCBI's taxonomy places the organism in Eukaryota, Metazoa, Chordata, Actinopteri, Cypriniformes, Cyprinidae.